Trypanosoma rangeli is the source of this 831-nucleotide messenger RNA. RefSeq names its product trans-sialidase. The transcript has a single exon. The coding region runs from base 1 to 831 and encodes 276 amino acids. The record is from RefSeq and is a predicted model, not a curated record. NCBI's taxonomy places the organism in Eukaryota, Euglenozoa, Kinetoplastea, Trypanosomatida, Trypanosomatidae.
AUGGGCGAGCCCCCUAUCGUUGAGGGCAUUAGUAGCAGCGUAAUGGACUUGUUGGUUUCUGAUGGUACCCUAACACAUUACGUUGGGCCAAUAUCUGCUAAUGAUGCUGCGGGCUACAACCCCUUUAGCUCGCUGAUGUACACACGAGAUGGGUUGUUUGCCCUCUACUCGAAGAAAAGGGAGCGUGGAGGGCUAGGCAGUCUUGUUUUUAAGUCUCUCACUGAGCAGCUGCAGCACAUCAAGACUAUGCUGAGUAAAUGGAAAGAAAUGGAUGACAGGGUCUCAACGCUUUGCGGCUCCACCACCACUACUGCAAUGACGGACGGCACAAAAGCAGCUGGCUGCGUCGGCCCGCUGCCAACGGCCGGGCUGAUUGGAUUUUUGUCUAACAAUGCCAGCGAUACUCACUGGAAUGACGAGUACCUCGGGGUGGGCGCCACGGUGUCUACGGGAAUGAUGACGAAGGCUGAGAAUGGCUUCCGGUUGGCAGGGCGUGGUGCACGGAUUGUGUGGCCAAUGGGCAGGCAGGAGGAUAAUCCAGUGCAGAGUUAUGUGGGUGAGGAGCUGGCGCUUGUGGCGACGGUGACCAUCAGCAAAGUUCCAACGCUUACCACCCUGUUGCUGGGUGUGAGCACGGUGGGUCCCAACGGGAAGUAUGUUGGCCUGUGGCACGACGAGCAUCAGCACUGGAAGACGAUGCUCAGGGAGGAAGGGAAUGCAUUAGCGGUUACGUGGGGGGUGGGGACGGCGUACCAAGUGGCGCUUACGGUGCAGAAUGACGGCUGCUCGGCGUACGUCGACGGGGAGCUUGUGGGGAGUUUGGGGGAUUAA